This is a messenger RNA of Chara braunii, 2732 nucleotides long. The record is from the annotation of a GenBank genome assembly. Lineage: Eukaryota; Viridiplantae; Streptophyta; Charophyceae; Charales; Characeae.
CGAGAGAUGGCCCAAGCUACUGACUCUCCAGUCGUCCCGCAAGCACAUUCAGACCCAUCGACCCUCUGUUCGAUGAAUGUGUUCGAGUCCUUAGAGGAGCUAGAGGUGGAGUGGUCUAGAUUAGACCCGCUAGCUUCUUGGACGGCCUUAGUCAAAGCUCCUAAGGGUGAGAUGUUCGUCAGCGAGGUUGUUAUUGGAGGCCGCAAGGUCGGGCCCUAUUAUGACACUUGCUCGACACGGAACUUUAUUAGUCGCGCGUGCGUUGAGAGACUGCGCUUACAGGGGCGAGUGCAGCGCCUGAGUCGACCUGUGGAGUCGACCUGUGCCAACAAACAGCGCAUGGUAGUUAACGACUACCUCCAGGAUGUAGAGUGUAGUUUCCCGUGCGAGGGAGGGGACUUGAGGCAUCGUGUCUCGUUCCUAGUAAGCGAUGAACUCCCCAUGGACAUGUUGUUAGGUAUGUACUACCUCUCUGUGGCACAGCCCCAGUUUGACUGGGACCGAACAGUGGUCAAACACACUCUGCCAGGUGGAGGGACCGCCAGAUUACAUAAGUUCGAAGCUAGUAGUCUGAUUGAGUCCUACGGGUGCAUGUGUGCGGCCGCGUUCUAUAAUUAUUAUAAGCAAAAUCAGGAGGAGGGUAUGUACUUAGUUUAUGUCUCUGCUGCAGGCGAGGCGGUGAAAAUGCCGCCAGAGAUAGAGGGAGUAGUUGCCAAGUACCCGGAUCUAUUUGAGGAGCCUACAGGGGUUGUUGAGAGGGAGGUCGUUCACGCGAUAGAGAUUAUCCCAGGGUCUAGUAUUCCAAAGGGUAGGAUCUAUCGGAUGUCUCCAGGCGAGCUUGAUGAGCUUCGCCGCCAACUCAAGGAACUCAUGGAGAAGGGUUGGAUCCGGUCGAGUGUCUCUCCUUACGGAUCUCCAGUACUGUUCGUACCUAAGAAGGAGGACACUCUCAGGAUGUGCAUUGACUAUAGGGGCCUCAAUGCCAUCACUGUGAAGAACAGAGAGCCCCUACCGAGCAUCGAUGAUCUGUUAGAUAGAGUGCAAGGGUGUCGGUACUUCAGUAAAAUAGAUCUGAAGUCCGGGUACCAUCAAAUUGCAAUCCGGCCCGAGGAUCAACACAAAACCGCAUUUCAGACCAGGUACGGUCUGUACGAGUUUGUGGUGAUGCCUUUUGGCCUUUGCAAUGCUCCUGGCACCUUUCAGCACGCUAUGAAUCGGAUAUUCCAUGACUACUUGGAUAAGUUUGUCGUCGUGUACCUCGAUGACAUACUUAUUUUUAGUAAGACUAUCGAGGAGCACGUAGCACACUUAGACAAAGUUCUCAGUCUCCUGCGACAGCACAAGUUCAAGAUCAACGGUGAAAAGUGUGAGUUUGGCCACACCCGUAUCUUGUACUUGGGUUAUGAGAUCUCCGCGGAAGGGUUGAAGCCCGAUGACGCGAAGGUGGCCAGCAUUCGUGAUUGGCCACGACCUCAGUCUGUGACUGAAAUGAGAUCUUUCUUAGGAAUGACAGGCUACUACCGGACUUUUGUAAAGAACUAUAGCAUUGUGGCCGCUCCUUUGACUGAUCUAACCCGCCUUGACACCCCUUGGGAGUGGACCGAUGAGUGCGAGGCUGCUUUCAGACAUCUGAAGCAUGCAUUGACGCACUAUGAAGUCUUGAAGCUACCCGAUCCUGAUAAGCCAUUUAUAGUAACCACGGAUGCUAGCCAAUAUGGCAUUGGCGCCGUGCUUGCGCAGCAGGAGGGGCCAAAGUUGAGGCCAGUUGAGUACAUGUUUAAGAAAAUGCCGUCUCAGAAAUUGGCUAAGUCCACUUAUGAGAAGGAACUCUAUGCGGUGUACAAGGCUCUCACCCAUUGGAGACACUAUCUCCUUGGGAGGUUCUUCAUCCUCAGAACUGAUCAUCAGACCCUGAAAUGGAUGAGAACCCAGCCGGUGCUCUCUGACGCUCUCAAGCGUUGGAUCGAAGUUAUUGAGCAACAUGACUUUGACCCUCAGUAUCUAAAAGGGGAGUAUAACAAGGUUGUUGACGCCCUGUCGCGCAAACCAGACUUCUCAGGUGCGCUGAUUACUGAGUUCAGUCUCACGGACAAUGUUACUCAAUCCUUGGUGGAAGCCUAUCGCGAGGACCAGUUUAUGUCUAAGAUCAUACGCAGACUUGAGGCGAAGGACAAGAAAACGUCCGCCGAGUUUGAGUUGGUUAAUGGCUUGCUGUUCCUUGAGAAGGCAGGGAAUAAACGAUUGUGUGUUCCCAAUAGUGAGUCUUUGCGUAGUUUGUUUCUAGACCUGUUUCCUCCUCACCUAGAGGAACAGCAGGAAGACAUCGAUUGACUCUUGGUCAACCUUGCAAACAGGCAAAGUUAGUUGACCACCAUGGUCAACUUUGGCAAAUUGACCACGGUCAACUUUGGCAAAGUUGACCAUGGUCAAAUUUGGCAUGGUCAACUUUGGCAAAGUUGACCAUGGUCAAAUUUGGCAUGGUCAACUUUGUAAGCAGGGAAAGUUGACCAUGGGCAGCUUUGUAAGCAGGCAAAAAAAAGUUGACCAUGGGCAACGUUGUAAGCAAGCAUCUUGAAUGAGAAACAGUCACCGCUAGCAGAAUCCCCGCCGUCAACAAACGAAAAGGUCCGUAGGUCCGCACUCUGUAUUCCCCAUCGACCACCAGAUUCGCCAACAAAGAAAAGUGGUAAUCACCAAUGUGCCACCAUUCCAAACAAAUCCAUAAUUACUUC